Messenger RNA from Eptesicus fuscus (big brown bat), 1086 nucleotides. RefSeq names its product mucin 13, cell surface associated (gene MUC13). The coding region runs from base 1 to 1086 and encodes 361 amino acids. NCBI's taxonomy places the organism in Eukaryota, Metazoa, Chordata, Mammalia, Chiroptera, Vespertilionidae. The record is from RefSeq and is a predicted model, not a curated record. The transcript is spliced from 11 exons.
AUGGCCGGCGUGCAUGCCACUACCAGCACCACGAUAGCACCUACUUCCAGCAGUGUCAUUUCACCAGGUCCUUGCAAAGAUGAUUCCUGUAGCAGUGAUGCUUCGUGUGUGGGUCUGAAUAAUUCAUACUUUUGCCUGUGUAUUGAUGGGUAUUACUAUAAUUCUUCCACAUGCAAGAAAGGAAAGGUUUUCCCUGGAACAAUUAAAGUAAAUGUAUCAGAAACAUCUGGCUUGGAAGAUGAAAAGUCGAUGGCCUAUAAAAACUUAUAUGUGGAAAUCAUAAAAUUCUUCGAAGGUGCAUUUACAAAUCUGGAUUUUGGACAGACGGUGAUUCAUAAAGUGAGAAUACCUGCUUCGGCAAGAUCUGAAAUGCGUGCUGGUAACAAGCUUGUUGAUGUAACAGUAGUAAACCUUUUUGCAGAAAACGCAAAAGAAAAUGAGAUGACCAUAUCUAAUGCAAUUGAUAAAGCAGUUGCAAACAACCGUAAUACCUUUUCAGACUAUACUACGCAAGAUCGGUGUGAUUACUAUGGUUGUGAGAAGGCGCAAGAUGACUGCAGGGACAUCUUACAGUGCAAGUGCAAACCGGAACUGUCAAGGCCCAACCCACAGACGGCUUUGUGUCUUGCUUUGGGUUCAAAGUGUCCUGAUAACUGCAAUGCAGAGCACAACAAGCAGUGCCUGGUGCGGAGCAGUGGGAGCCCUGACUGCGUGUGCCUGCCGGGCUACCAGAAGGAUGCCCAGGGGAGCUGCCAAGCGUGUCCAUUUGGCUACAGUGGAGUCAACUGUGAAGACGAAUUUCAGCUGAUUCUCACUAUCGUGGGCACCGUUGCUGGCAUCCUCAUUCUUGGCAUGGUGAUUGCACUUAUCUACCUGAGAUCAAAGAAGAAUAAGGGUAUUGAAGAACAGAACCUGAUUGAGAACGACUUUCAGAGUCUGAGACUGUCGACAACAGGCUUCAGCAAUCUCGGAGCAGAAGGGAGCAUCUUCCCUAAAGUCCGAGCCACCUUCAAGGACAGCCCCGCGCAGAAUCCCUACUCGCAGAAUCCCUAUUCACAGAGAAACAUGCCCCGCCCCGACUAUUAG